Messenger RNA from Culicoides brevitarsis, 3259 nucleotides. Its product is annotated as putative helicase MOV-10. The record is from RefSeq and is a predicted model, not a curated record. The transcript has 4 exons. NCBI's taxonomy places the organism in Eukaryota, Metazoa, Arthropoda, Insecta, Diptera, Ceratopogonidae. Gene Ontology annotation, molecular function: RNA binding; 5'-3' RNA helicase activity. Gene Ontology annotation, biological process: regulatory ncRNA-mediated post-transcriptional gene silencing. Gene Ontology annotation, cellular component: P granule; cytosol. The coding region runs from base 167 to 3127 and encodes 986 amino acids.
CACUCAAAUGCCUUCUUUUACUCCGCAAAUAAACAAAAAAUCUCAAUUAAAACCAAAAAUUUAAAAAAUAAGUGUGUUAAAUUACUAAUUUUUCAUCCAUUUUUCCUCAUUUUUAUGUUAGUGCAGUAAAAAUUCAGUCAAAAAUCGCUAAAAACAACAAAAAAACAUGGGUCGUGUGCACAACAAACGUUCUUUUUCGGAAGCAGAGAUCCGCACGUUGCUCGUUUACGCCUUCAAUUCAAACCAAAUCGAUCAUGAAACAGGCAAAAUUAAAAAAUACCGCCUUCGGGACAUUCUAAGAUCGAAAUUGCAGUGCAAAGAACUGAAUGUGCUGGAUGUUGACAUUAUUGGGCACGUGUUGAACGCCCAUGGCUACCUACUGAAUUGCCCGAAAGAGGAAAAAAUGUUUAUGUUUGACGUGAAAAAGUUGGAAGAGAUGGCUGAAAGUGCUCGAAAAAUGUCGGAAGCCAAGCAAGAAAUGAUCAACAACAGUGAAAAUCCCGCAACGUUCGAGUACAUAAAAACGAUCAAACGUGCCAAGAAACACGAUUUUCGGAAUCUAAUUGGAAUGGGAGUGCCCAUUUGUGUUGUCUGUAGCAAAUGUUUGUUCAUCAAUGGAGGUCGGAAUCACAUCGACGAAAUACAUGGCAAAACCUUCGAUUUUCCCGAGAUAAAAGGUCAUACGCCAGUAAAGCAACUUUUCACCCUCGAAUAUCUCGUUGACGGAAGUUGCUUCAUUGUGAAAGUCAAAAAUUUGUAUCGCAAGGGUUUCAUUUUGAACCAAGUGCAGUUAGUUUACGACACAAAUCGCAUCGCAAUUCUCGAAUACGAUUGGCCAUGUGUCAUCAGUGAAGACGAAACGCUCGAACUGAUUGUCAAUCAACAUUAUUUCAGUGAUGCUGGCGGCACGUAUUCGUUUAUUAUCCAUGCCGAGCGCGUCAAAGAGUACAUUGAGCAACAUCACUUGAUAAUUCGGAACCCUUUGCCAGAUGUGAUCUCGUUGAAACGUUCCAUUGUCCCAAAAACGGAGCAUAAAGUGCAAAAAACGUCAUUUCUCCCAUUUUAUACCUCCGAUAAAAGUAUCUUGCAACUUUUCACGGAUGACUUUCUCUUCCGGGAUGGCGUGAAAAACUUGGAUGUCUCAAAAAUCAAAACUUACCAAACGCUGAUCAAAUUUAAACACGGCGAUUAUCAACUUACGCAGGAAAAUUACACGGAAGUGUUGAUGUUGUUGAACGAAAUUGAGGAUUUGUUCAUCGGAGCAAAGUUGGAUGAGUUUUCUAUUGAAGAUGCAAGAGUUAAAUAUUAUUAUAGGAACAAAGCAAUUGAUAUAAACGACGUUCCCGACAUCCCCGACAUCGAAUCCGGCGACACAAUGAUCCUCUACAACGCCCUGGACGAGAACAUCAAACCGAUUGAAUGCAUGGUUGUCAAAAUCUACGACGGUCAUAUCAUUUUUCGCCCCUUCCGGAAUCAAGCAAGCACCACUUUAUGGACUCCGUACAAAAUCAAGUUCCGCAAAGAUCGUACAGUGAUCCGCAUGGGUCAACAUGCCCUCACAAAAGUUCAACCAGAGAUCGUUGACAAGAUUCUCUUUCCAAAAACGUGCGGCACUCCAAGCGAAAAGUACGUUUGUUACGACUGGUUCAGCGAGGGCAUCAAAACAAACAACGAACAGCAACAAGCAGUACGAAAUAUCGUCCAUGGAUCAUCAUUUCCCGCACCUUAUAUUGUUUUCGGACCUCCUGGCACGGGAAAAACUUCAACUUUGGUCGAAGCGAUCGCUCAAAUCUGGAAACAGCAACAAAAGAAACACAUUUUAGUGACGGCAUCAUCAAAUUAUGCCUGUGACGAGAUCGCUACUCGCUUGAUAAAGUACAUUCCGACGACAGAUAUGUAUCGAUACUACUCGCGAUGUGCUUUGAACAAGAUCGACGACAUCCAAGACGAGUUAAUUGUCAUUUCGAAUCUCACUUCAGGGUUUCACGAUCAUCCAUCGAUCCAUGAGUUGUACCAUUAUCGCAUCAUUUUGACGACUUUAACCACUGCAGGUCGUCUCGCGCUCAACGGCAUGAAGAAAAACUUCUUUGACUACAUUUUCAUCGAUGAAGCGGGAAGUUCUUCCGAAGCCUCAGCAAUAAUUCCAAUUUCUCUCCUCAUCUCGAUGCAAAAACCGUGCAAAACUAAUAUCGUUAUCGCUGGCGAUCCAAUGCAACUUGGUCCAAUUAUUCAUUGUAAAUUUGCGGAAAUCUUCGGAAUGGGAAAAUCCAUGCUGGAACGUCUCAUGGAAAUGGAUUUGUACAAACCGGAUCCAAUUACGAAGUUAUAUAACGAAGCCGUCAUCACGAAAUUGUUGAAUAAUUACCGUUCGCACAAAGAUAUUCUCCAUUCGGCGAACGAACUUUUUUACGCAGGAGAAUUAAUUCCAAAGGCAGGUCCAGAAAUCACGGAUUUAGCUGUCAAAUGGCAUUUAUUGCCGAAUAAAAACCUUCCUGUCAUCUUCCAUGCCGUUGAAGGACACACACAACGCGAAACAAAUUCCUUCAGUUUGUUCAACCAAAAGGAAGUGUCGCAAGUCAUCUUUUACGUGCGUGAAAUCAUCAAAAAUGGCAUCAACGGUGAAGGCAUUCCCGUUGGCGAAAUCGGAGUCAUUUCCCCGUAUCGUCGCCAAUGUCAGGAACUCCGUUCGAACUUUAAGCGGUACGGUUGGAAGGACAUCGAAGUCGGAAGUGUCGAGCAAUUCCAAGGACAAGAAAAAAAAGUCAUCAUUUUAUCAACGGUUCGUUCGUUCACCAAAAGUAUCGGCUUCCUGGAUAACCCGAAACGACUAAAUGUCUCCAUAACUCGUGCCAAAGCCUUGUUAGUAGUCGUUGGAAAUCCAUAUACGCUUCAGCUGGAUCGCAAUUGGUUCCAUUUGAUAAAAUUUUGCAAGGAAAAUGGGGCAUGUGCUGGUCCAGAUUUCGAUUUGAGACCCCCCAGUGGCGAACAUGUCGAUGAUAAUGAUCAACCAAUCGAGACUUAUGAGGAAAAAAUUGGAGCUACAUUCAAAUCGUUGAUUGAACGCAUCGAACAGUUGACGAUUUCAACGGAAAAAGUCCCCGAUGAUGCUGAAAAAAAUAAUUUUUAAUAAAAAAUGAAGUAAUUUUAGAGGAAAUAAUGUAAAAUUGUAUGAAAAAAAAUGAAAUUUUGUAACUUUAGUCUUUAGUUGUCUCUGUUGAUGGAGAAAAAAUUGAAUAAAAAUCAAAAAAUUUUAGUGUAA